AUGUACAAGCUAAGCCCGGACGUAGAAAGGCUAGAACCGCCAUCGAAAGUAUCAUUGAAGCCAGUGUCUCGGCAUUCUGUCAAACUUUGUUUUACCCCUCCGAUUGGCGUGGCUGCUGGCGUUAUUAAGCGGUACAGAGGUAAAUAAAUUAGAACAUCCUUUCAAAACCUAAACUUUUAAAAUUUUAAUAUUUAUGUACGUAUAUUACACCUUAAUUUUUGAAAAUUAUAAAAAAUAGUUAAAAAAUUUUAGUUGAAUGGAGCCACAGUAGUCGUUUCACUCCAGUACUGGGUGAGCACGAAUGUUCUUCUUCUGCCAAAGAAAUAAUUGUUAGAGAUCUUCAACCUCAUACUGAAUACUACUUUCGUAUUGCUUCUGGGACGGCUAUUCGUUUUGGGCCAAACAAGAUUGUCAAUGACGAGAAGUUUGUCAUCAAAGGUAGGUUUUUUACAUUUACCGUUUAAUAAUAGUUUUUAAAAGUAUUUUUAAAAUAGACAACAAAAGGCAGUUAACUUCUGACUGAAGAAGUGGGUUAAAAAUAUCAGCCAAAUUGGCUAUGGUUUGAAUAAAAAUAUGCAUUUCUAGCAAUUUUAGCAACUUUGUUACAGUAUGUUUGUGUAAUAAUAAUGUUGUGAUAAAAUGUUUUAGCGUGGAACGAUGAAAACACUUACACUUCAGUUCUUCGAAGAGCUGAAAACCUACUAGAACAACACAGCAUUUUGAUAACUGAACACAUCAACAAAAUUCUAUGUUAUUGUAAGUAAGAAUUUGAUAUUUGUUUAUUGUAAAAUACGUCAUAUGUAGACAUUCAACACAAUUUUUAUUUUUUUUUGGAAAACUUUUAUUUAACUUGGGCGCUGUUCACAAAAAAAACGUCGUAAAGCAUUUAUAAUGCUUUUAAGAUCUAAAAUAUUUUUAAAAUUUUUAAAGUUUAUUUUUAGUACCGAAUCCAAAUGUAUCAAAUGAAAAAUCAAAAUGGAGUGCAGUGUCCAAAUUUGCAUAUGAAUUGUCAAAGAAAAUCAGUGGACAGAAGUUGAACAAGUGAGUAAAUUUUAUCAAUACACACUUUAGCUCUAGUCUCGUUGUUAGGGGUGAGAAACGGGCCGUCUAGGCCCGGCCUUGAGCUAAAUUGAAAAGGGCCGGGCUUGAAAGUUAGGCCCGGGCUCAAAAAAAUUUUUUAAAUUUUUUAUUUUUAUUCCUGUUGGUGUUUUUCGAUUUUGUUGGGUACUAUGAUAUUUUUAAAAUUUUUUAAAACAAGCCGGGCCGGGCUAGGUCUAGAAAUUUUCUGACCUGGCCAGGCUGGCCUAAGAAACAAAAUAAAAACGGGCCGGACCUAAGCGUUGGGCCCGGGCUUGAGCGAGGCCUAAAAAGUAGGUCGGGUUUGGCCUUUUUCUCAACCCUGCUUGUUGUGCCCUAGUUCUGCUCAAUACCUAGUUCAUUUCUACUCUCACUUUAUCUUAAACUUUCUCUAGCCAUACUCUAGCCUCACCUUAGUAAAUACAAAAAUCUUACUGUUAUCAAAUUCAGAGGUCUUCACAUAAUCCCAAUAGUAAUGAAUGGCCACAAGAUUUUACUAAACAACGACCGAGUGCCACCAAUCUACACCAUUGAAGACAAUGAUAUUAUUAUCUCAAUUGAUGAAUUCAACGAAUUGCUAAGGUGGCUAGUAAUGUUACCGCAACAAAGUCGGUCAAUAAAUGCUUGUCAUUUGCUGCAGAAGAAGUUGACUAAAAACCAAUUGAAUAGGUUUAAACAGAAGACUUUGGCUACGGUAGCUACCUUUUUAGACGAGUUUGGUCUACAACAUGUCGAUUAUUUUCACUAUAAUUACUUUGAGGUAGGAGUGUUUUACAGUGCAGUAAUUUUACUACAAAGCGUAAGUAGAAGGCUUUUCUUUUAAGUUGGAAAAAGGGUGGAAUGGGCUAGUCAUAGUUUGAGUCUUAGUUCUAACGUUGGCCUUAGCCCUGGCUUCAGCCGUAGCCCUAGCGCAGCAGGUAUUCGUCUUAUCACUAAGCAUCUACAACAAUAUAAUUUCAGUUUCCCGACCACUCAAACGCCAAGUUCUUCAUGUGUAUAUGCUCGGAAUAUCAUGCUGAAGUACCAUGGGGUAUGACUCUAAAACCAUACCCGACUAUACUACACGAUUUUAAGGAUAUCAACAGUUUAGAAGCUGAAAUCUGCAAGAAAGUAAUGGAAGUUGUUAGAGACAAACAGAAAUGUGAAAGAAUGAUCAAACCUGGUUUAUACGUGGCGUUGUUGCAGGUAAAUACUAAUUUUUACAAUUAAUUUGAAAUUUUGUGUAAUUUACAAAUUUUAGACGAAAUGUCAAAAAUAUGGUUAUUGAUUUUUGAAAAUUUUUGUAUUGCCAAAGUAAGCUUAAAAAAUGUUUUCCUAAUUUAAUAUUUACAGGUUUUUAAACAAUUUUUUAAAAUUUUUGGGUUUUUAAGUUUUAAACGAAAUGUCACAAAAAUUAUUGAUUUUUUGAGACGUGAUAAUUUUAUUUUUCACGGUUUUUAAAAAUGCAAAAACUGAUACUUUUUACUUGUUUUUUAAAAUUUUGUAUUUCUGUUGGUAUUUUAUAUUUUGACGAAAUGUCAAAAAUGCAAAUUAUUGAUUUUUCAAGCCUUAACUUAAUUUUUUGCAAAAAAAUCUAACUUGAUGAUAAAAAAGUAUUGUAAACGAUUGUUUACUUUAUUUUUUACAUUUUUUUCGUUACUAUUAUCUUUUCAGUUCGUAUCCAGUCGACGUCAAAUGUACAUACUGUCAUCUGACCGUAACCCUUCAUUGCUACCUCACUUUUACGUCAGAGAAAACAAUUUUUUGACAAAACGAGAAUGGGAUCUGUUAAAGCUUGACAAAUCUGAAAUUACCAUUCUUCCAACUCAAGACGAAAUCAAGUUCGCGGAACGCUUCAAUGAAUCUGUCAACGCAUUAUUCAGAGCUGUCGGGUUGGAGUUUGAUGUUGGCUCAUAUCGACUUUGGAACGAACAUGUUUUUGAGCAUAACAAUGUGACUAUGAUCGUGGUAGAGAUUUUUAAAUUUCAAAAAGUAGCCCAGAGCCCUAGUCCAGAGCCUUAGCCCAGAAUCCUAGCCCAGAGCCUUAGACCAGAGCCCUAGCCCAGAACCCUAGCCCAGAGCCCUAGCUCAGAGCCGUAGCCCAGAGCCGUAGUCUAGAGCCCUAGACCAAGGCUCUACCUUAGAAUCCUAGCCCAGAGUCUUAGUCUACAGUCUUAGCGAAGAGCCUUUGCUCAGAGCCCUAGCCCAGAUCCCUAACUCAAAGUCUUAUCCCAGAGCCCUAGCUCAGACGCCUAGCCCAGAACCCUAGACCAGAGCCCUAACUCAAAGUCUUAUCCCAGAGCCCUAGCCCAGAGCCCUAGCCCAGAGCCCUAACUCAAAGUCUCAUCCCAGAGCCCUAGUCCAGCCCUGAGCUUUAGCCCAGAGCCCUAGCCCAUAGUCCUAGCUCAGAGCCCAAGCCCAGAGCUCUAGCCCAGAUCCUUAGCUCAAAGUUCUAGCUCAGACUCCUUGCCUAGAGCCCACGCAUUAGUUUUAGUCUUAGCCAUAUCCCUAGCCCUAGUCGAGAGCCUUUUUCCUAUCUGAAGCUCAGAGUUGAGAGCCUAGAACCUUACUUUUAGCCAUAAUCCUAGUCUUAACUUUGUAUCACUGUUUUACCUCAUUCUAUUAUAUUUUACCAUACCCUCUACUACCUAUAAUAUUUUUCUCAAUACCUAACUUAUUACUACAUGUAUUGUAUCUUAGAUAGUACCAAAGCCAGAAAACCUAUGUCUAUUUGCUCCGGAUCUCAACGGCCAAGAAUUCAAACGUCAAUUGGGUAAACGAUUUAUGAUGCCAAUCAUAUCAUUUCAUCUAGAAUAUCUACGCCAAACCUUUCCUGAACUUGUUAAAGGCUUCACUAAAAUAAAAACAUACAACGACUUACUUGAGCAGGUAACAUAUUUAUUUUUAAAUUGGUCUUUACGGCGUAUAUUAUCAUAAAAACUUUUUGAAAACUGAUUUUUUGAAAUUUUUAAAUUUUUCUUUAACUUUUACUAUGUAAAAUACAACAAUUACAUCAAAAAAUUAUUACUUAUAAUGUGGUGUGUUUAGAUACUACCUUUAUGUUCAACAAAAACAGAGAAGAAGCUUGAAAUAAACCGAGGAAAGGUGUUACAAGAACAUAAGGCCUUGAAUGAAGAGUUUUCAAAUAUAUGGCAAUUGAUUUGUUGGCCCAAUAUGGCCAUAAAACAAUCACGAGAUAAGAACAACAACUUUGGAGUUCAACUUGAUGUCAUCUUCAGGCAUUUUGUGAGUUUUCAAAUUUUUUUUAAGUUUACCCCUCUCUAUACAAAUAUAUUUUCAAAUGUUUUCUUCUUCCCCCCCCCCCACGCUGUAUAAAAAUUUAUUUUAUGAUUUACCCCCCCCUUCUCUGAAUAAAAAUUUACGUUUUUCUACAAGCGUUAACAGUACCUGCCCAAGACUGAUAAAUAACAUUACAGAACUCAGCCAAAGCCAUGGUACUAUCAAGUGUAAGGUUCGGUCAAGAUGGUCGCACCAUAAAAGUUAAAGUAGAUGACAAAAGCUUAUCACAUCUCGGUUUAGAACCCUAUGCCAUAUUGGAAAUCAAUGACAAAACGUGUGUUGAUGAAGUGGUUUCUCUCGUCAUUAACAAUAUUUUUAAGGUAUGUUCGACGUAAAGCAGGGUAGAGUAAAGUCAAAGUAAGUAUGGUAAGGCAGGGUAGAGUGGAACAAAGCCAAGUAGUGUAACAUAAGAUAAGGCUUUAACAAAGGUAAGGUAGCGUAGAGUGAAGUAGGGUCUAGUAGGAUAAGAUAGAGUAGGGUAGGUACUAAACUUUACUGUAUUUUAUUGUACUGUAAUGUACUAGCUUUACACUAUACUAUACUACAAUUUCUGUAGGACAACUACAUAAUGUCCCCGUCAACAUACGACCUUGUUGUACUAGAUGGAGUACGAGAACGGCGAUUCCGUCCAGAAUUCGUACUUGGUGAUCUACGUGAACCCUGGACUCAUGGUCAAUUUGUAAUACGACCACGGGAAUUUACAACGUACUCAAGCUCGAAUAGUACUGACUCCAUGAAAUCGAACAAACGAUGGAAGGUGUUACCUUGUUAG
Bursaphelenchus okinawaensis is the source of this 5128-nucleotide messenger RNA. The record is from the annotation of a GenBank genome assembly. NCBI's taxonomy places the organism in Eukaryota, Metazoa, Nematoda, Chromadorea, Rhabditida, Aphelenchoididae.